Molecule: messenger RNA, 1896 nt
Organism: Physcomitrium patens
Lineage: Eukaryota; Viridiplantae; Streptophyta; Bryopsida; Funariales; Funariaceae
Product: ribose-phosphate pyrophosphokinase 1
Biological process (GO): 5-phosphoribose 1-diphosphate biosynthetic process; purine nucleotide biosynthetic process
Cellular component (GO): ribose phosphate diphosphokinase complex; cytoplasm
Molecular function (GO): magnesium ion binding; ribose phosphate diphosphokinase activity
Source: RefSeq, a predicted model, not a curated record
UGAAAUCGGAAUUUGAUAUGCAAGACCUAGGUGAUAGAAACGUCUGCCUGGCGGCGCCAGCUUAUCCAGAAUCCUACCCUCAUGUAGAAACUAGAAAUUCUUAACUGGGUCAUGGGUCUACGCGUGUGGGCAUGGCUUUGAAUCCAGCGGGAGAUAUAUCUCCAUCCACAUUUGAACUUCAUCGUGAACGACAAACCGUAGGUGCCGCAGAACUGUCAACGAACGUCGUCGAUCUCGAUGCGUAGUUUACCGAGUGUGGAAGGCAACCUCGAUCCUUGCAGGAAUAGCUUCGACGAUGGCGGCGCUGCUUGCAACUGGCCAUGGCUUGCAAUGGCUGUCGCUGCCCAUACUUCAGGGCUCCGAUGGUUCAUUAGCUCCAAUGCGAGUGGCUGCAGGGGGGAAUUUUUUUCUUGGAGAAGAGAAUUGGGGAAUUCGGAGACGAGCGUUGGCGCCGCCGAAAUGUGUGCUAUCAGAUGCCUCGAUAUCUUGGAAUGGGAGUCCUGUGCUGCCUGUAAUGCCGAACCAGAACUUGAACAGCAUGGUUGCGUCUCAACCUCGAAGGGAACUUGUGCUUCCUGGCAUGCGUUCAGAGAAUCGACUCAAAAUUUUCUCAGGCACUGCAAAUAAGGCUCUUUCGCAGGAAAUCGCUUAUUAUAUGGGCCUUGAUUUGGGAAAGAUUACAAUAAAGCGCUUCGCAGAUGGUGAAAUUUAUGUACAGCUGCAAGAGAGUGUACGUGGUUGUGAUGUGUUUCUAGUGCAACCGACAGGUCCACCCGCAAAUGAGAAUUUGAUGGAGCUCCUCAUUAUGAUUGAUGCGUGCCGCCGGGCGUCUGCUAAGAACGUAACAGCUGUAAUACCAUACUUUGGCUAUGCCCGAGCUGAUCGCAAAACUCAAGGACGAGAAUCCAUUGCCGCCAAGUUAAUGGCAAACUUAAUUACUGAAGCUGGGGCCAAUAGAGUAUUGGCUUGUGAUCUUCACUCAGGCCAGUCCAUGGGUUACUUUGACAUUUCUGUCGAUCAUGUGUAUGGUCAGCCCGUAAUACUUGAUUACCUGGCAAGUAAGAUGAUAUCGUCAAACGACUUGGUGGUAGUGUCACCAGAUGUUGGUGGAGUUGCUCGUGCUCGUGCAUUUGCUAAGAAGUUGUCAGAUGCCCCACUAGCCAUAGUGGAUAAGCGCAGACAAGGGCAUAAUGUUUCAGAGGUGAUGAACCUGAUCGGAGAUGUCAAGGGAAAGGUAGCAGUUAUGCUUGAUGAUAUGAUUGACACUGCUGGCACAAUCUACAAUGGUGCUGCUCUUCUUCAUGCCGAAGGAGCUCGAGAAGUUUAUGCUUGUUGUACACAUGCCGUUUUUAGUCCACCUGCCAUAGAAAGACUAUCGGGAGGAUUGUUUCAUGAAGUUAUCACCACCAACACAAUACCGAUAGCGGAGGGAAAUUAUUUUCCUCAAUUGACUGUAUUAUCGGUAGCUAAUCUUCUUGGAGAAACCAUCUGGCGAGUGCACGAGGAAGGCUCUACUAAACCCCAGAAAUACUCAAGUCUCGAUUCUCGCUGAGGUGCUUACUCUUGAGACUCUGAGCUUCUGACUGACGAGAGUAUUGCUAGGUUGUGAGGAUUAUGAAGAUGUUCGUCAUCUCACGUUGUGUGUAAAAAUAACCAUGUGUACUGUAGAUUAGAGAUGUACUAUACAGAGUAUCGUGAUAGUUAUCAGGCGUGGACCUGCAAGCCUGUGGUACUUCAAAAUUGAACUGUGUCCUUGCUCCUGGCUGUGAUGUUGAGAAUUCUACUGCAACAACGUGCCGCAGCAAGUUACUGUGUUGUUUACCCCUAUUUUGCAUCUAGACUACGUUUUUGCAAAGGUGGUUGUGUUGUUUAAUUUUGCACAAACCGUCUAUCGUA